Molecule: messenger RNA, 2442 nt
Organism: Brenthis ino (lesser marbled fritillary)
Lineage: Eukaryota; Metazoa; Arthropoda; Insecta; Lepidoptera; Nymphalidae
Source: the annotation of a GenBank genome assembly
AUGGUCGUUUUGUUUGCGGUUCGUGAAUAUAAAUGUUAUUUUGAAGAAAUAUUGGACUUGCGGAUAAUCAUGGAAAAAAAAUGGGAUGCAAACGAAGCAGAGCUCUUGCAGAUGCAGCCAGAAAUAGAUUCUAAUUCCAACAUAAAAGUUGUGACAUUAAAGGAUCUUCAAAAACGACGCCAGGAACUUCUUCUUAAAAGACAAAACAUUUUAAACAAACCCCUUUCUCGAAAUCUAUCCACAAUUUUGGGUUCAUCUCAACCUAAAUUUCCAGCUUCACCUAUAUGCGUAUCUUCAGAUAUUGAUUAUGAUAUAGCUAAUUGUGAUACCUUAACGACUAUCUUUCAACCUAUUUGUCCCAGCAUUUCAGCCACUGUUUCACCGGACGUUGCAGAAGAAACUGUCGGCUGUUCUAAUGACCCUGUCAUAACAUAUACUGAUGUUACCGAAGAAACUGUUAUGGAUUUCUCUCCUGAUAAUUCUAUCGCCGAUCCAGACUUUGUACCGCUAUCUGAUAUCACCAACGUAGAGCCUAUGGUAUCUGAUGAUUUUGAUUCAUUUCCGGAACAAAAUUUAGAGGGAGAUGCAGCAAAAGAGUCAAGAAAACGAAAACAAAAGGCUGACCGUAAAACUUGGAGGAGAGAGUUAAACAAGAAAGAUAGGAUGUUAGGAAAAGCAUAUGUUGGGUUUAGAAAAGUUAAUAAUAAGUAUAUUCAAAAAGGAUCAAAACCUCAGAGGGCUAUGGGCCCUAAGUGCAGUUCGUCAUUUUGUGCUCGUAGUAAAGUUCUAUUUUGUUCCAAUUUGACUGAGGACAUACGACAACAGAUUUUUGAACGUUUCUGGAGCAUGACGUGGAAAGAGAAAAAAAUGUAUGUACGGUUGAUGGUUGACACAGAAAAUAUAAAAAGGAAGACGACAGAAAGUAAAUCUAGACGGUCGGAAACAAGAUUAUAUUACCUGCAAAUACAUGGUAAGAAGGAAAGAGUUUGUUUGAAAACAUUUCUGGCGACACUAGCUAUAAAGGAGUGGACUGUUCGCUACUGGCUAUGUGGAAGAGCAGAUGAUAAUUCUGUUCACACAAAUUUGUCUCCAACAUCGCCUACUUCUAAACGAAAUUCUAACGAAGAAUCAGUCCUGAUCGGUGGUUCCUGUCAGAUACCCGAUCCGUUGUACAAAGCCAUCGGAUCGGUUAUCUCUUUCUACAUACCUCUUGGUGUGAUGCUGUUGACAUACGCGUUGACAGUGCAGCUUCUUGCGCGCCAAAGAAAAGGACUCGGACAAGGAUGGGCUGCUGGCUGGCUUGGUGCGAUACCUAUCGAACGUCGUUGUACAUGGAGAAGAUUUCUCAGCCCUAGAGGAGGUACUCCUCAACACUCAGCUGCUUCAACCGAAACCGAACUCCCACCAAUCGACACUAGGGAUCUAUGGCUACAGGACUCUAGCGAGCCUGCUCCGUCAGCCAUGAGCGCACUGCAUCAUUUCGGGGCAGAGAUGUUACGACUGUCGCGAGGCUUGGAAGCUUCUGCUGCAUCUAAACCGACUUACCGAGGGACAAAUAUAUCAGAACGUGGAGGCAUGCUCACACCUGGAUCAUUAAGCGUGUCAUCCAGCUCGCCUUCAUCCAUGCUCCAAGAUAAACGAAGACUUUCAUCUACAGGCGAUCCUAAUACCCCAAUGAAUAGACCACGAAGCGCAUCUGAUGAUGAAAGCAAUGAUGGUCUUCUAGCACCAGUAACUCUUACAACUAAAUCUAGAAGUUCAGAAGAUGGUCUCUUACUACCACCUCCAUGUACUUGCCCAUAUUUUGGAUCCGAUUCCACUCCACCCAGGCGAACAACGGAAGUUAUUAUAGUUCCUGGAGGGGAUAUAAAUGGAUGCAAUGGGUUUCCCAGGAAUGGCAAUAUGAAAGGCGAAGAGCCAUCAACGCCAUUCUUUAGAAGGUCUAGUCGUGGGGCAUCAUCAAUGGUAACUUGGGAAGAAGCGAGAAGAUUUAGGAGGGGUUCGAGUUUUGGUGGUGCAAGAACUACACUUUCAACACCAGUCAGGACUAUUCGAAGUCAGAGAUCAGUUAAUAAUCGACCAACAGUGAAUCCCAGCCCCCAAAGACAACUCCGAACACAUCAUUCGAGAAAUUCAAGUGUUAUUUCACGAAAUUCAUCUAGACAUGGACGAAUUUUGCGCCUCGAGCAAAAGGCAACAAAAGUGCUGGGUGUAGUUUUCUUUACAUUCGUUGUACUUUGGGCUCCCUUUUUUAUUCUCAAUAUGGUACCAGCUGUUUGCCCGGAAUGCGAGAGAAGAAUUUCGAGUUGGGUUUUCGAUUUUGUUCUUUGGUUGGGAUACGCAAGUUCGAUGGUUAAUCCAAUAUUCUACACAAUAUUCAAUAAAGUAUUUCGGCAGGCUUUUAAGAAAGUUCUGUCAUGCCAAUAUUGUAAGACGAGGAGG